AUGCUGUUCAGCACCGCACGGAGCGAAAGACAUCUACACGUCUCAGCAGGUGGCCUAGUACGAUGGCUACGGAAAAGAGGCAUCACAGCGGACGCAGACGGACUAUUGGGACCAAACGAGCUCAAGAUCAAGUUGCGGCGCAAGGCCCGAAAGGCGAAGCUUCUGGGCCACUCUGGUGCGGCGCCGGGUGGUGACGACGGCAUCAGUACACGCUGGAUCUGCGUGAACCUUGGCACAUUGGGCUACUCCGUCGAGGAGACAGAGAUGGAAAGUGGCGAUGGCAGAUUCUCUGGUUUCGGGACACCAAGGCUGGGCACAACUGUGGUUGUACAGAUCUUCACGGAUGCGAAGAGGAAAGAGCUUGAUUUGGAGACACUCUGGUCGCGCAUCUUGAAGCGGAGCGGGAAUGCUCAAAUUCUGGAUGAUUUGGAAUAUCCUGAUUUGGGUUCUGAGGACUUGCCUUCAUCAACUAUCGGGACGGCCAGUAGAGACCUCUCUUCACCCAGUCAACGCCGUUUCUUUUCCACGUCAAUCCGUCAAUCCGCUUCAGUGAACACUUCCCACGGCUCCCUCGCAGACCAGGUAACUGAAACUCCCUCUGGCGGCGCCGACAUCUCCCGAGUUAACGAACCUGUAGCCCAUGAUGUUGGCCGAGAAAACACAGUCCUCGACGGGUUAGAGACACAUCUCUCUAGCCUCUCUCGCGAGCAAGCCAUCCAGGAACUAGAGGCCCUGCAGUUCUCUGAAUCUCACCCCUCGGAAUUUAUGUCCUCGUGGAGGCUUGCUGUGGAAGCACUGCCGUCUACACAAAGCUGGCGGCAUCGACUCUCACUUCACGUCGCCGGUCAAAGGUUGGGAGCUCGCGGCUAUACUCUCUCUGGACUACGUGACCUGGUUAAGGAGAUGCAGCUCUCUGGCAUUCAAGCUACUAGGCAGCAAUACGUGACUGUCUUGCAAGCAAUCUACUACAAUCCUAACGGCGGGGCACAAUUAAAGGAACAAUCAGAGCUGGCCCUGAGUUUCCUGGAAACAUUAUAUGCACGCGGUGAAGCAGUCAUUGCCCACGAUGUCAUCGUCGGAGUACUGGAGGCAUUAAUCCGCUCGGGUGCGAAGGAUGACGAGACCAUGAAGCUUCGAUCUACUCUCGAGAACCUCAUGGUCGAAGCGCAACUUCCGUACAUGGGCGAGGCACUGCUCAUGAGACUGUUGCAUGCGUAUGCUAGUGAAGGAAACUGGGACAAGUUCUGGGACACGUGGCGCAUGCCACCUAGAUUCCGGGUGGCUAGGUCCGCCGAGGCGUACUUGUACAUAUACACGCUGAUGGCACGAUCAAGACACCAGAGCCGUUGCAUCGAUACGGUGCGCUGGUGCUUUCAGGAGAUGCUGAACGAGGACCCACCCGUCCGGCCUGAGGGAGAUGUGCUAGUAGCGUUAAGGGAGUGCAUCCGAAUUGCAGACCCCCGUGCGGAACAAGUUGCGAAGACGGUCGUUGUCAAGGAUGAAGAGUCGCAAAACGCCGCUAACCGAGAGUUUGUCAGGCUGACUAGACUCUUGGAUAGCAGUCACUUUUGA
Phaeoacremonium minimum UCRPA7 is the source of this 1572-nucleotide messenger RNA. RefSeq names its product atpase synthesis protein. The transcript has a single exon. Gene Ontology annotation, biological process: mitochondrial proton-transporting ATP synthase complex assembly; mRNA stabilization; mitochondrial gene expression. The coding region runs from base 1 to 1572 and encodes 523 amino acids. The record is from RefSeq and is a predicted model, not a curated record. Gene Ontology annotation, cellular component: mitochondrion. NCBI's taxonomy places the organism in Eukaryota, Fungi, Ascomycota, Sordariomycetes, Togniniales, Togniniaceae.